AUGUCCGACGUUCCUUCACAGUACCCGCUCCUAGGUAGUACUCCCAACUAUGACACGAAACUUGCAGACCCAUCCGCCAAACUCGUGGACUCCUGGCUCCAGGAGUCGUACCUGCCAUUUUCUCUAACCAGUGUCUCUGCUGUUCCGAGUAGAGAGUCGCGUAAGCGAUUUCGCGCUGGUUUGGACGCUGAUGGUCCUAGCCCUACCGAUUUGGCUGUUCAGGUUAGAGAACCUGACUCGGGAGAUGAAAUGAUCAUCACCGAUACUGAAAGCGGCGCUGAUGACAUCUCUCACGCGUCCAAGCGCCGUUUAACCGUCACCCUGGGCGAUCUUUUAGGGCGAAACCUGGCCAGAAUUCUGAAUCUUCAACUGGCUCAUCCGCCAUCAAUACCAUCAGCAGUUUCGCUUCCCUCGGCUACUUCAACAUUAGCUGUGCCUAUAGAGAAGGACCAAGUUCACCCUUGCACUCCCUCAGGCAUGGAGGAGUCGCUCACCACCACGCCAGUUUCAGAUAUCGACGAGCAGAAUCCUCAGCAACUUGUCCUUCCUCUGCCCCUGGCAUCUCCCGUUCAAUCGGUCACAGACAAGCCAUCGGUCCACGAGGAAUUAGAAAGACAACUUCUGAAGGUACCUAACACGCAGGCUGAGCUCAUUGACCUUCUUCUUAACUUGAGCAGUUAUGUUCUGGAAGCAAAUAGAAAUAACCUUGUGUUUGGGUUGCUUCAACAUGUUGGAAGACUGCUGCUCCUGUCAUUAUGCGGUAUCAUCCAGGACAGUCUUCGUCGCGAUAUUCUUCUGAGCUUGCCUCUUGAGGUGCUGUUGAAUAUCUUGUCUUACUUGGACGCGAAGAGUGUUUUGGCCGUAUCGCUGGUUUGUCGUCGCUGGCUUCGUCUUGUAAACAACACAACGCUCUGGCGUAACAUGCUCAUACGAGACAAGCUAGUCACUGAUGAACUUCACUUAUAUUACGAGUUGGUCAAUCCAGCAAAAUUAUUUGCAGAAUGGGCUAGUCCUAGCCCUUACUUGAGUGAGCUCAAUGUUGCUCAAAUUCUUUACAAAAAACGAUCUAUUAUCUUGAGACGGUGGAUGGAUCCGAAGUACGAGCCCUCGCGUAUCAGUGUUGCGGGCCAUGGUUCUAACAUUGUCACUUGCCUCCACCAUGAUGAGGAGAAGGUAAUUACUGGUAUCGAGGGUAAACUGAUCAACGUGCAUUCCACGAAAACUGGAGAGUUGCUUCGUGUGUUGAAAGGUCACGACGGAGGUGUUUGGGCUCUCAAAUAUUUCUCCAACACCUUGGUUAGUGGCUCUACUGACAGAGAAGUUCGUGUUUGGAACAUCCGCACUGGUCGUUGCACACAUGUCUUCCGUGGCCACACCUCCACGGUAAGGUGUAUGGAUAUCCUUCAUCCAGCUAAAAUUGGAGUGAACGACAACGGUCUGCCUAUUAUGUAUCCUAAGGAGCCACUUUUGGUGACUGGAUCCAGAGACCAUAACUUGCAUGUGUGGAAACUUCCACUUGAUAACGAAGAUGUUGGAGCAGAUGAAAUCACUGAAACGAAAACUUAUGAUGCCAAAGAUCCUUCAAACCCAUAUAUUGUGGCCAUUUUGACUGGCCACACUCAAUCUGUGAGAUCUGUGACUGGAUACGGAAAUAUCAUUGUCUCAGGCUCAUACGACACCACAGUCCGCGUCUGGGAUUUGUUAGAAGGGGGAAGAUGCAAGCAUGUUCUUGAGGGCCAUAGCGACAAGAUUUACUCGACAGCCCUCAACUUCGAAAAGCGUCGUUGUUACUCGGGAUCGAUGGACCUGUCGAUUAAUGUGUGGGAUUUCGAAAAGGGAAAGCUCCUUUUCUCACUAGAGGGCCAUAACUCGCUUGUUGGACUUUUGGAACUCUCGGAUGGAUACCUCGUUUCUGCUGCUGCAGAUGCUACUUUGCGAGUGUGGGAUCCAGUGACAGGUGAGAAUCACAGCAAGUUGAAGGGCCACAAUAGUGCCAUCACAUGUUUCCAGCACGAUAGUCUUCGGAUUGUGAGUGGUAGUGAACGUAUGCUAAAACUAUGGGACAUAAAAACCGGUCGGUUUGUUAGAGAUCUUCUUACAGACAUCACAGGAGGUAUCUGGCAGGUGAGCUUCGAUCCCGACCGUUGUGUUGCUGCAGUGCAGAAACACAAGAAUGAUGCCGAGGAAACUUACAUCGAGAUUUUGGACUUCAGCACACCAUUGAAUGGACCCUCCAAUUUCAACUCGAAUCUAAGUUUACCCGCACCCAUGGAAAUUUAA
This is a messenger RNA of Sungouiella intermedia, 2280 nucleotides long. The record is from the annotation of a GenBank genome assembly. NCBI's taxonomy places the organism in Eukaryota, Fungi, Ascomycota, Pichiomycetes, Serinales, Metschnikowiaceae.